Patiria miniata (bat star) is the source of this 6055-nucleotide messenger RNA. RefSeq names its product nephrocystin-3-like (gene nphp3). Gene Ontology annotation, molecular function: protein binding. NCBI's taxonomy places the organism in Eukaryota, Metazoa, Echinodermata, Asteroidea, Valvatida, Asterinidae. The transcript has 24 exons. The coding region runs from base 235 to 4185 and encodes 1316 amino acids. The record is from RefSeq and is a predicted model, not a curated record.
CGGUGCCGGUGACGAAGAUUGGGUUGCGAAUGCGAUGGAUUUUUUUUUGUUUUCUGAGCCAUGAUUUAGUCUCAUGGUUUUUUUUUUAUUGAAUCUAUACGGUAAUGUUUUACCCUCUGUUUGAUUUUUAAAAAAAUACUCCCAAAAGGCAAUGUGACAUCGAUCAUCGACUGUAAAUUGACGUCGGUACGGUAGUUUGUGCACGAGGGCCCAGCUGGGCUGUUGCAGUGCAUCAUGGGAACGGGGAGUUCGUUUCCAAAUGACGAGGAUGCUGACAUAUCGGACAGCAAUCCUGGUGUCAUCAAGCGCAUCCCCAUCGAGUUGAAACCCCGGAAGACCCUUGGAGGGACCUUGCGUUCCGUGGGCUCAUUCGGCAGACGACAGAAAGGAGUGAGCCUGAGGUCGGCCCUGUCUGUGGACAUGGACAGUUCAGAGGUGGAUAAAGUCCGGCGGGACUUUGAGAUGUACAAGAUUGGCAAACAGAACGAGAUGAGCGAUUUGAUCAAGAAAGAGAAGAAGCUGGAAAGUGAAAACAAACGGCUUCGGGCUGAGCUCCAGGCGAUGCAGAAAACGUGCAAUAAGCUUCGGCAAGAGCGAGACAUGGCUUUGGAUGCGGAGUAUCAGGCAUUGGAGAGGGCAGCAACCUUUGAGCAGGACAGGAAUAAAGUGCAACGCCAAUUUAAGAUUUUCCGCGAGACCAAAGAGAGUGAAAUCCGGGAUCAUAUGAAGGCAAGGAGCAUCCUUGAAGCGACACUGCAUAGGAAUGUUCCACCCAUGGCUGCAAUGAAUGGAGAAAAUGGCGUCGUUAAUUCACUUGAUACAGGCAAUUCCUACCCAGGUGAUUGGUGGACAGCCUUGGAGAGUGAGCCCUCGCUUGGCAGCAUGUCACAACUCCAGAUGUUACCAAGGGGUCAUGAGGUCUACCCUAAUCUGACAGAUAUUGACAGUGCCUUCACAAAUCUUAACAGAGGAGAGGAGAGCCCCAUCUCUGUGGUUGCAUGGAAUCAAGUUAUGCUUAGCCUACCACAGAGUUCACUGUUCAAUGUCUUACGUGUCUAUCUCUCUGCCCCUGAAAGCAUGCAGGCUGAAGUGGAGAUCAUGCACAAGGAAUUUGAACCCAAACUGAGAGAGCUGUGUGAGUUAGAGGGGCGUUUCUUCCUGAUGGUCCACCUGCCUUUCUCUGAACAAAGAAUGAAAGAAUGUUCAGAUGAUGAGCUGUUGAAGGCACAUAGCAUGCACAAGCGGCUGGUUAAUGACUGCGGUAUCUUUCUGGCUUUUCUAGGAGAACAAACAAAUCUGUUUACGUGUGAUGAGUAUGAGAUAGGUCAUCUGAACAACCCCGGAGCAAGAUCAGCUGUCUUCUGCUUCAGCAAUCCAGCAUUCAGAGGAUGCAAACUGAGUCAAGGGGAGGCCAAAGAACUGAAAGGCCUUGUCAAUAAGACGGGAUGUGCAAAGAUCAUCAGCAAUUACAAUGAGCCCCAAGAUGGUGCGGAGCAAGCAUUUUCAGAGCUCAAGAAAAUCCUCCAAUUGGAACUAGGAAUUGAUACGUGUGUUGAUCCCAAGCGUAAGUACGCUCAGACUGAGCUGGACUCUACCUAUGAGGAUCUGUGUGCUGGAUGCCAAUGGGACAUGCAUAGUGACGGGGAACAGCGCGAGUUCCUCAACACUGCAUCUAUAUCAUCAUGUGAACUAGGAUUUGAAAAGCACUAUGAGAGACUGAAUGAGCAUGUAGCCGCAGCCGGUCCCCUCCCACCGUUCCUUGUCAGUGGUAUCCCAGGCUCAGGCAAGUCACUGCUCCUAGCCAAAUGGAUAUCCCUCUAUCAGAAGAGAAGCCCCGGUAGUCUGGUGGUCUAUCACUUCGUUGGGAGUCCCGUCUCCUGCAGUGCUGAUGCAAUCAGCAUGAUCAGGAGAAUAACAGCGCAGUUGAUGCAGUACGUGACGUCACCCCCAUCCCUGACCUGUGAGCCUAACAGACUCCGUGAUGAGUUCCCUAAAUGGCUGGAGCGGGUUUCGUCUCGCCUUCCUGGUGGCAUCAUUCUGGUCAUUGAUUCCUUGGACAGAAUACAGAAUGCGGAGAACCACCUACAAUGGUUACUGGACCCUCUACCUGUUGAUAUCCGGGUCAUAGUGACUGCCAAUCCUGACAACUGUCUUCCUGCCUGGAGAUCCUGGCCCACGCUUCAUCUGGAAGCCCUCAGCCCACGCCAUGCCAAGGAACUCCUCCACUGCCUGAACCAAGAGAGGAAUUUCCCCCUGACCAGCGAGCAAGAAGCCCGUGUGGUCUCCGGUUGUCGCACCCCUGCCUCUCGCCUCCCACUGUACCUCACCGUGCUCAUCGACGAACUGGCGCAAACGGCCAGUGGCACGGUGGCAGAUGCCAAACUGGAUGCAUGCUUGCAGCAUGGUGAUACUGUAGAGAUGUACAGGUAUAUAUUGGAGUCGCUCGAGGAGCAGUAUGAGGGCAGCACAGGCAGUGGAUUGAUCAAGCGAAUAUGUCAGUUGGUGUACAUUUCUCGCAAUGGCGUUUCAGAGUCGGAACUGUUCCACUUGACCCCUGACCUGACCUGGGUCACAUGGGCUCCUUUGUGUUAUGACCUGUUGGAUCGUCAUGUGUUCACAUACAGGGCUGGCUCAUUGACAUUUGCAUAUGAACAGGUUCAGGAAGCAGUCCAAGUAAACCACUGUAUGGGCGUGCAUGAACAGGAUCUGACUGCCGCUACACAACAGUUCAUCAACUAUUACACCAAACUUCUUCAGCCAGGCACUGUGACAGCUCGCGUGGCAGACGAGCUCCCUUUCCUGGUCAAGUCCACAGGUGACAGCCAGCAACUGCAUGAAUGCCUGUCGAACCUCUGCGUCUUUCGCUUGCUGUACACCAGAGGGCGCUGUUCAGAGUUGCUGGACUUCUGGAAAUUGGUGGGUCUGGACACACAGGCCAUCGCUACUGUCUACUUUGACACUGUCAAGAAAGUGGCAGAAGUGUAUGCUGGAGUUCUCUCUCUACCAACGAUAGCCUUUCUUCAUGAGAUGUUGGGCCGAUUUCUGAAAGACAUGGGCCUUCUUAUUCAGGCCGUGCGUCCAUUGCAGCGGGCGCUAGAGAUCCGCGAGUCCAUCGACCCCGACCAUCCCAGUGUGGCCCAGUCCUUCCAUCUGCUUGGCGGUCUGCACAGUCAGUGGGGCAAAUACGCGACGGCCGAGGCUUACUACAAACAGGCCCUGGAGAUCAGCGAGAAUGCCUUCGACGGGGACCAUCCCAAUGUGCUGAAAAUGCUGGAAUCGCUGGUGGUGCUGUACAAGAAGCAGAACAAACAUGAACAGGCUGGACCCUUGCAGAAAAGAGUCACCUCUAUACUCAAGCGCACACAGCCACCGCACGUCCCGCCCCAUCAGAAGAGCGCCCUCAACGCCCUGAAGAAGCGCAGCCUUCAGCUGCAGGAGAUGGCAACGGGGCCUGAUUCGCUUGAGCUGGCCAAGACGUUGAAUGAACUUGGGGUGUUGUAUUAUCUUCAAAACAAUAUCAGUACUGCAGAGCAAAGCUUUCAGCGAUCCCUGUCUAUGCGUGAGGAGCUACUUGGAGAACAGCACCUAGACGUUGCCCAGUCUUUGAACAAUCUAGCAGCACUCUACAAUGAUUCAAACGAUCUGAAUAAGGCCGGUGUUCUGUAUGAGCGAGUCUUGAGCAUUCGCAAAUCCCUCUUGCCAGCAGACCAUCCCACAGUGGUGUCAUCAAUACGGAAUUUGGGAAUGCUAUAUCGAAAACAGGGCAAGUACACUGAUGCUGAGCCUUUGUACAUCCAAGCUGUGGAAACCAAGGAGAGAUGCCUGGGUGGGAACCACUCCAGCGUGGCUACAGCACUGGUCAACCUGGCUGUGCUCUACUGUCAACAGAGCAAGCACACCGAAGCCCUGCCACUGUAUGAGCGAGCGCUGCGUAUCUACGAGGAGAACCUAGGCCCCCACCAUGCCAGGGUAGCUGAGACACUGCGCAACCUGGCCGUCCUGCGCUACGAGCAGAGGGACUUCCAGAAUGCUGCGAUCCUCUACAAACGUGCCAUGGAUAUCAAGGAGAUGGAGACGGCGUUCGCCAAGAAGCCGUUCUCGCGACGGUCGUCCAGCGGAGGUUCCUCUGCCGUGAGGCCAAUCAUCCCGAUGAGUCCGCAACUUCUGUUCAAUGACAGCAGGUAGCGAAGCAUUUGGUGUGCAGUGAAGAGCUGUGGACUGCACUGUACGGCAGAUGUUGGACUCCAUGCAGGAAGAGUACAGGGUUCCGAUAGUCCUGGAAAAAUCCGGGCAUUUAAAGGCGUCAUGGUCAGUCAUGGAAAAGUCAUGGAAUCCUGCACAAGCCACACAUGAUGAUGCAUAAAUAUUUGGCUAUGGCAGUCUUCCAGUUUGCCUUCCAGUUUACUACACUUCCUCUUUAUGCAUGUAUGCUCUAGACUUGUUGAUUGUUAAAUAUACCAUUACGAUGCUUUUGUGGUGCUCAUCUGUGGUGUUGUGCCAAACUGGAAGGCUGAUAGGGAGUGGUGUCCCUUGCCUCCAUUGCAAUAGACUCGUAAGGGCCUGUCUCAAUUCAUGUACAGGAUGAGUUCCAGACAUUGUAUCGGGUAUAAUAGUUGCAGGAUUCUGAAUAACUUCCCCACAAUGAAGUUGUCAGUAUUGGUGAGUCAAGCAUUUGCUUAUGAAAAUGUCCUUGUAACAUGUCUGGGACAAAUGCAGAGCUUAUUCCGGACAAAGAGAAUGAUUCUACCCGCAACUUGUCCGGAUCCUGGAUAUGAAUUCAGAUGGGCUCUAAGAUGCCGAAACAGGAACUCGUCAUGGGAAGCCAAAUAUCUGUCCUGGAAAAGUCAUGGAAUUUCAUUUCAAGAUUUCCGUGGGAAUCCCAACAGUAGAUGGUGCCGUGUCGUAUACCCAGCUCUAGUAGUGCGUAGGACAUACAUGUACCAUGUGCAUGCGUCCAUUCACACCUCAUUUGAAUGUGCACAAGCUUGCACCGCCUUUGUGUGCCAGACUUUAUGCAGCAAAGGUAUUCAAAUGUCUGUCAUUUCCGUCUUUUGGGAAAAAUUGGCUUGAAGUGCAUUAUCCUUUUUCAAAUUGUUUUAAAGAGUAUGUUAAAAUAGUGCUCAAGCCCUGAACUUUUUCUCUUUGGGCUUCAAGCAAAUCAUACCGGUAGCUUGAUAAGUACAGACAACUCGGUGCCUUCUUCACUGUGUGCCCAAUCUUAGUUGGUUUCAUCUUUAUGGGAAAUUGCGACCAGGGCCUAAUUAAUGCUACGGCUUUGUGUAUGUUAGCUCUGUCUUGUGGAUGGGAAAACAAUCUUUCAUUUUACACAAAAAAAAAUAUAUCAAACUGUGCCUCCAGUUUAUGUCAAUUCUUCAUGCCCUAUUUGUUGCUUUCUGAAAACUUUGGUCAUAAACACAGAAAGUAUCAUAAUGGUUAGAAUGUCUGGAGACCGUUUAGAUGUUCAAAUCAUGUCAACACUUAAGAAGUAAUGACAAUGCAAGUUUAAAUACACAUCUGUUAUGACAAUUGGCCCAGUGAUGGUAUUCAUUAAAGUAAGUUAUUCCGUCCAGAAAAUGUCAGAUUAGUUUGGCUUUGGGGGUUGAGGGUUGGAGGAGGGAGGAAUUGGGGCAACAGGGAGAGAAUGUCAUGAAGAAACAGUAUUUUCACACACACACACAAUCCGAUAUUGAAACAAGUUUGAAUACAGCAAAUGCAAUAUCUCAUUGUUCUGCUGUUUGUAGGCAUUAGUGUGAAUGAAAUUUUUUAUGAGUAACUAAGUGAGAACAUCCCUACUUGACCAAGUGGGCUGGCAUUUACAAGCAUUUUAAGCAUUACUCUUUUUCACAUUUUCAGUCCAUGUUGUGUUUGUUGCAUAGUUGGGCCUCUGUGUAUAGUACGCCUUUGCUAAGACACAAAACAGAUUAGUGCAACCAGAGUUGUAAUGGAGUCGGUCACAAGUCACCACAAGUCCUCCAGUCCCCAGUCAACCCACAAGCUAUUUAACUCUUUCAGUGCCAAAGUCACACAUGUACGAGGUAUAUUUGUUAGUUCGAAG